AUGAUUGGCACCGAGGUUUCUUUUUCAACCCCCACACGGCUCCGCGGUCGGCCACCUCCGAUCUCUAAUACUCUUCUUGAUUCAAACUUUCCCUCUCUGUUCAAUUCAACAUCCGCUUCAACCUUCAUUUUCCACCAUGUUCGUGCCGCUAUUGUCUUCUCCGAUCUUGCACCGUUCACCUCCUCUUCUUCGAUUUUGAACAAAAACGGCGCUACCUUCACUCACUUAUCCGCCUCUCCGAGCCACACGCCAUCGUACAUCAGAACACGAAUUGCAAACUCAAACGAGUUUGCAGUUGGAUCUCUUCACUUCAAUCCACACAUACGAUGCAAAAAAGAGGAAAUUAAUCGAAGAUUAGAGGAAAUCACGACUUACCUACCGGCGAGAGGUCUGGUACUCAACGGUGUCGACGUCGCAAGAAAUCCAGAGAAUCCUCAUUUUCCAGAGUAA
Molecule: messenger RNA, 450 nt
Organism: Vicia faba (fava bean)
Lineage: Eukaryota; Viridiplantae; Streptophyta; Magnoliopsida; Fabales; Fabaceae
Source: the annotation of a GenBank genome assembly